Symbiodinium sp. CCMP2456 is the source of this 1485-nucleotide messenger RNA. The record is from the annotation of a GenBank genome assembly. Lineage: Eukaryota; Dinophyceae; Suessiales; Symbiodiniaceae.
AUGGAGGAUGGUGAGGUAUCCGAGACUGAGGUUCCUGCUCCCAAUCUCGCGCAAAACCAGGUGGAAGAGUUGGAGGAAGGCGAACUCGCGGAAUCCGAGGUGCACUGUGCCGAAGUGGCCGAUGCCGGGGAGGCUCUUCCGGAUUCGGCGUCCACGGCAAGCAGUCCGCCCCGGCAGCGAUCCGCGGAGAAUCAGAGGCUGCCGCACUUCGGAAGCGCCAGCAUGUGCGACGAGGAAACCGAUGCAGAGCGUGAUGGGCUGGAAGUUGCAGCAGCAGAGGACGUCCAGGUGCCGGACUUUGAUGGCUGGCAUGGUUGGACCGUUGUAGCAACGACGGAAGGACGGCUCUUCUUUUUCCACGAGGGAAUGCAACUCUCGCAAUGGCACCAACCACCUGAGUUGGAUCCCAUUCUGGGCGUUUGGACGGAGGCACGCGAUGAGACGCAGCUGACCCGUCCUCGUUUUUGGAGGAACGACCUGCUCAAGAUAUCUUUGUGGCGGGACCCUCGGGAAACUUCCAACAUCUACCAGGCGGCCAUGGACGGCAACAUCUUCUUUCUCCAGCUCUUCAGUCAGGUGAGUGGAGAACUGGACUGCGUCGACCACCGUGGCUGCAGCGCGCUCCACUAUGCCGCCGCCGGAGGGUCCGCGCCCAGCGCGCUCUUCUUGCUGCAGCGCUCCGCUAUGGUGGAUCGAACUGACAUCACCCUCACGACGCCUUUGAUGCUCACGUGCCGAUACGGCUUCCCUGUGGUGCUGAAGGUGCUGCUCGACGCUCAGGCCAAUCCCAACCUGGCGGACAACGAUGGUCAGGUACCCUUGCACCAGGCUGCCGAGCUGGGUCAGCUGGACUGCCUGAACCUUCUGCUACUUUGCGGGGCACAGGCACAGCAACGCAACGUCCACGGUGAGACCGCCCUGGCAAUCGCGCAGAGGCACAGGCACAUGCACUGUGUCACCUUGCUUCGUCGACAUCGACACUCAGCUCUGGAUGGGAGGCAACACGAAGGGGCUUGCGCCAGUCCGCGAGGACUGGCACCUUCUUUUCCUGGUGCUCCUCUGCCACGAAAAGUCGCAGAGCUCCAGCAGAAGAAGGCAUGGAACCCGAAUUGCAGCAUGCAGCAUUUCCCCGGGGAGAUCGUGCAGAACAGUGAUGCGGCGGCGCCCUGGGAUCUUCCCUACCAGGAGGCUGGCGCAGGGAGCUUUGUCGAGUACCCGAGCAGGUACAGCAGCCCGGGGAUGCCCGAGGCGGACACCAGUGGCUCUGAGGAGGAGGACAACUCUCCGUCAUUUUCAUCACGCAGCCGUUCCCGACAGCAGUGGCAGCAGAGGGAGUCGGGGGAAGAUGGCCUUUUUUCCCGCCUGCGCCGGAGGCUCUUCCCUAUUCGCGCCGACCUGGGGAUGCCAAACCAGUAUCGCUUCAAUAUGGCGACGCAGCAGUGGGAGCUGCCUCCGGAGUGGGAGGCGUACUUGCAGCCCGGCUGA